UGUCAUACGAUUGCUUGACUCUGGGAUGCAUCGAGUAAGCUCCAAUAUUUCCUGGCAAUUGCGUAAAGCAUUUUUUCGUCGUCGACGUUACAGAAAAGUUUGGGCGUUAUAUGUGCAACGUCACAACUUCAUGUAGUUAAAUUAAAAUUAAUUUGAUGCUUGCUUAAUGAUGCAAAAAAAUUGUCCAGGCCCUGAUAAAAAGAUCUCUCAAUCAUGCUGCAUUAUAAGAUCUAUUGUAGGGUAAUAAGCUUAUUGAGCCUCGUCAAUUUUGAUUAAUUUGAAUUAAAGCUCAGUUAAGUAAUGCAGCUUUCAUGGACCGCAUGUUUCUAUUUUCCCAUGUGUUUGUUUGGCGGUAAUUAGAAAAUAGUAUUAUGAUCAUCACGAAGUUGAAUGGAGCCGCUUGGGAGUCGUGCAAAAGCGCUAGUUUUCCAGGACUCACGCAAUGUGAAUCAAAUAAUAGAAAAUUAUGCAAGAUGCAGAACCGGCGCACAUGUAGAUAAAGUUCCAUCUCCCGUACUUACGAAAAAAUAUUAUGUUACAAGUUAUCGCGAUGGUAAACUUCGCUUUAAUGAAUUCAAUUCAAUGUUUACAAUUAAUAAUUUUCAUGUGCGCACUCAUCCCGUAUUGAUGUAAACAAAAACAAAGAGACAUUUUUGUUAUGAAUUCCUGCAGCAUUUACACGUUUUUGUGAUCCAAGAUGACAAAUCUUACAAAUACUAUGAAGAAACAUAGAGUGGAAUUGCAAGUGGUUGACAUUUUGAAAACUACAAACUAUUCUCUUAACAUUGUCAGUAGGCAUAAAGAAAAUAUUGUACAUAUCAGUGCUGCUAACAAUUGUACAAACAUAAUAAAGUGCAUCCUAGGCAAGUACAAUAAAUAUUGCUUAGAACGUAAAAAUGCUUUUGGUUGGACGCCUUUGAUGCAUGCUAUAAGAAAUCAGCACUUUCAAAUGGUUCAAUUAUUAUUAUAUUCUGGUGCAAUUGUAAAUGAUUUUUCUUUUUUGGGAUUAUCUGUUCUAAGUUUGGCAUGUGCCAUUAGUGAAAAAAUGUUUGAUUUAGUUUAUAAAAAUGAUCCAGGAGCUUUGGAAAAUGCUGCUCAUGAUGAUAUCAAUCCAUUAUGUGUAGCUGCAUUAAAAAAUGAUAAAAAUCUAUUUUUCAAACUUAUAAGCCUUGGAUUAAAAGUUGAUACAGCCAAUAUUUUUACUCAUACAAUGAUGAAACGUUCUUCUGUACCAGAAAUUGUUGCUUUAGCUAAAUCACAUUCAUUCAUUGAAGAUUAUUGGAAUGAUUUAACUGACAUUCACGAUUUUGUUAUUUGUAGAGAUAAUGACAGUAUUUUAAAUGCAACUAAUAAUGUUAUUAGAGAAAUAGAUAUAAGUAGCUCAAAAUUAAAUAAUUUUAUCCCAGCAAUACACAUAGAUAAUUCUGAUACAAAAAAUUGGUUGAAAUAUUCCAAAAGAGAAAUAAAAUCUUUUCAAUAUCUAGAAUCAUCUGUAAAUGACUACUUAUCUAAAAAUGAUGUAUCACCUAUGCUAACUUAUUCCAAUAAAUUUGUAUUUCCUACAUCGCCUAAUGUAUUUGUUGCUGAAAAUAAUUCCUGCCAUGAAUUUGAAAAAUUCAAGUUGGAUAUUGGUGACAAAGGUAUUCCUUCAGAACUUUGUGAUGCUAGUUCAAAUGUUGAAAAUAAUCUAAACAAUGAUGAAGUAUCUCCAUUAGUUUUGAAACGGUGCCAACACUCCCGACCACCCAGUUUGAGGCUAAGAAGUGCUAGCAAUGAUUCUGAUAUUACAUUGAGUUUCACACCAAAGUUUAGUCCUAGUAAAUCGCCUAAUGCGCUACAUAAUAAUGACGAAGAAAAUGUUUUUGAUGAUUCAACUCCAACACCACCUAAAUAUAGAACUCCACCAAAUGGAAUAAUAUUAGAUCCUGGAAUUAGGAAGCUCAUUCAUAUAUUAAAAAGAUUUGGGUUUAACAAACAUAUUCCUGUAUUCAUUGCACAAGAAGUGGAUUUGGAAUUGUUUUAUAGUCUUUCUGAUCGAGAUUUGCAAGAAAUUGGAUUUGAAGAACAAGCUGACAGAAACAAACUAUUGUGUUUUAUUAACAAAUAUAGUAGUACAUUCAAACAGCUUUAUAGUUUUAAUUUCUAAUUCUUAGAAUAAAAACUAAAUAUCAUACUCAAGCACUACCAUUAACACAAAAGUUGAUCUGCAAUAAUAUUUUCAAUCACUGAUAUUUCAAGUAUGUUAAUUUUGGUUUGUUAUAUUAUUCAUUUUUGUAACUAUACUUUGAUUAUGAUAGAAAAUUUUCUGUACAUAUAAUUAUGCACCAAUGCUUUUUAAAAGAAGUCACAUGUUAUUUUUGAACUAAUUUAAAAUUUUAAUAAAUUAUAUUUUUAAAAUUUUAA
Trichogramma pretiosum is the source of this 2403-nucleotide messenger RNA. RefSeq lists its product as uncharacterized. Lineage: Eukaryota; Metazoa; Arthropoda; Insecta; Hymenoptera; Trichogrammatidae. The coding region runs from base 698 to 2146 and encodes 482 amino acids. The transcript is spliced from 7 exons. The record is from RefSeq and is a predicted model, not a curated record. Gene Ontology annotation, molecular function: protein binding.